AUGAUGUCCACUGAGCAAAUGCAGCCUCUGGAGCUCUCAGAAGACAGACUAGACAAACUAGACCCUCGUUACAGCCACUUAGAUGAUCUUUCAGACCAGUUCAUUAAGGACUGUGAUCUCAAAAAGAAGCCAAGAAAGGGAAAGAACACACAGGCCAACCUGAAUGUUGAGUCAGACCAAAAAAAACCAAGGAGGAAAGAUACACCUGCCCUGCACAUCCCACCUUUUAUACCAGGUGUGAUUUCAGAACAUCUAAUUAAAAGAUAUGAUGUUCAGGACAGACGUCCAAAGGGCAAAAUAAACCCAGCUCUUCAUAACUCUGACCUGGAACAGAAAAGGCCAAGGAGAAAAGACACACCUGCCCUGCACGUGCCCCCCUAUGCAGCAGGUGUGAGACUGCUCAGGGACCAGAGACCCAAAGCGAUUGUGGAAGAUGACGAAAAGGAUGGUGACAAGAUAGCUAUUUAAAGAUAUUUCCCCUGAGAUCACUUGUAAAUAGGUUAGAUUGGUUCCCUAUGGUGACCUAGGGAAAAAAAUAGACUUGUUUCUGUUUGCAUUUUGUCCUAGUCUGACGUUCAGAUCUAGACACCU
This is a messenger RNA of Marmota monax (woodchuck), 591 nucleotides long. RefSeq names its product protein phosphatase 1 regulatory subunit 17 (gene Ppp1r17). Gene Ontology annotation, molecular function: protein phosphatase inhibitor activity. The record is from RefSeq and is a predicted model, not a curated record. Gene Ontology annotation, biological process: regulation of phosphatase activity. The transcript has 4 exons. The coding region runs from base 1 to 468 and encodes 155 amino acids. NCBI's taxonomy places the organism in Eukaryota, Metazoa, Chordata, Mammalia, Rodentia, Sciuridae.